Macaca mulatta (Rhesus monkey) is the source of this 7924-nucleotide messenger RNA. The record is from RefSeq and is a predicted model, not a curated record. Lineage: Eukaryota; Metazoa; Chordata; Mammalia; Primates; Cercopithecidae.
CGUAUAAAAUCAUGUCGGAUACUACCUAGGCUAAGAUUGUAAUGUUACUAAUAAAAUUUAAGUGUUAAUAUAUUAAGUUUCAGAAAAGGCAGGACCAUAGAAUGGAAGUGUUGGGAAUUACAGUGGGCUUAUUUUUUUCCCUCCUGACAUACGGAAGGGGAUUUUGAGAAUAGCAGUAUUUGAGUCAAAUUUAGAGAGGAGGCCUCUUUUUAAAGUGACCUGUCCAUAUUCCCUGAAUGGAACUGACUGCCUCAGUACCACCUUAGGUUCUGAUACAUUGGUGACAGACCUGGAGAUGAAUAAUAUGCAUCCUCAUUUUUAUUGUGUACUUGUGACUCAGGUGUUCUCAAAGAUUAUAAUUCAUGAAACUCAUGAAGGGGUUGAACAAAAGAGGGAGGUAAGAGAGUUGUUGCUUGGUAGAGAAUUUGGUAGAAAUAGGAAUUAUUAGAAAAGUUGAUGUUUCUAUUAAAAUGAAAAACACUUGCUAGAGUUCUAAAUCCGGUUUCUAAUUCUAAAAACUUGGCUGUGUAGUUAUGUACAAGGCCUAAUGAACUAUUGUAGAGGUUAUAGGACAGAGAGAUCUCCAUGGUUUUAUAGGUGGGAUAUUUUUUGUUGUUGACAGAAGUAACUUCGUCUGAUUUCUCUUCCAUUAUAUUAUUUUAUUUUAUUUUUUUACUUUAUACAAUAAAAAUUUGGAUUAAAAAAUGAAAAUUGUAAGAAAUCAAAUGUUACUCAAAAAGUGUUCUGAUCCCAACUCUGCAAUUCUUCUACAUGAAGCCAUUUGCCAAAGCCAAAUACGGUUUACUUAGGACUGUCCCCCCCAAACCUUGUUUCUAUAAGCUUUGUCAAAGCUAUUACUCCAGGUUGUAGUGCUUGUUUUUCUGCUUUCCUUUGAUCUAAGUCCUGUCUUUCCUUCGAAUUUUGGCUACUUACUGCAUGAAGCUUUUCCCAAUAUCUCCAUUCUUGGUGGUAAUUUUAGUCUAAGAAUUCCUGAAGUACUACCUAAUUGAAACAUACAUUUGAUACUUGGAUCAUGUUAUCUUGUAUUAUAACUUAUUACUCCAUUAAUAUAUCCUCGGCUGGGUGCAGUGGCUCCUGCCUGUAAUCCCAGCAUGUUGGGAGGCCGAGGAGGGAGGGUCAUUUGAGGCCAGGAGUUGGAGAUCAGUCUGGGCAACGUAGUGAGACCCUGUCUCUACAAAAAAAUUUAAAAAAUUUUAAAAAUUGGUAUGUCCUAUCUCUUUAGCAAAAUCGUUGGCUUCUUGUGGGGAGAGAGCUUGUCUUAUAUGCCCCUUUGUAAUUCCAUUGCCUAGCACAGCAGAUGUGGUCACUGAUAGGUUUGAUUCUGUGAUUUGGAUCCAAUGUCAGUGUGACAGGAUACUUUUUUCCCCCCAUAAUUUAGGUUAUUUUUAUAUGACUUUAUGCCCACAAAACCCAAAGAUAAAACACACUAAAUUGAAAAUAAUUUCUUUUAUUAUAAGGUGAUUUGGUUCCUAUUUGCAGUUCUUUCUUCUUCUUUUUAUAAAGUAGGCGCUGUUUUACCUAGUUUCUUACGAAAAACAUGGUUUGGGCCAGAUAUCUUGACAGAAACCAAAUUAUACCAGCAUUUUUCUUUUAAAAAUCAUUGUUGAUUUAGCUGAAUUGUACUUCCAUGGAAUAAGCCCAAAUAAAUUUGUUAAGUACUGCAUGGUUAUGCAGCCAGAUUGUUUUAAAAUGUCAACCUUUAUUAAAGUCCCCUAAGCAGAACUUUAAAAAUAUCAAUAAACAGUCAGUUGCUAUUCCCUCUCAGAGUAUUUCUGUAUCUCAAAUUAUUAAGCGUUUUAUUAUAUCAUUGUUUUAAAGAUUUCUAUAAUGGCUGCUGUUUGAUAGCUGUAUUUGUUGUGUUUGCUACAGUUAUCAAAUAUUUAUGGAGCACCCAUUCAUUUGCAGUGAGAAGUUAUUUUAAAAUGCUUUUUGGCAUUUAUAGAAACAGAUUCUGAUUUUAAAAGCUCACCAGGGAAAAUAUGUACAAUUACUAUGUAUCCAUAAAAAUUUUAAAAAACACGAAAAACUCACUAGGGAUACUUGCUGGUUUGCUAUAUUCCUAUUAGGAAUUGUUCAUAUUUUAACUGAUAGCUGUGUCUUCAGGGCACAAUUAACUUAAUAUUUGAAUGUAAGUUGUUAAGCAGAAAUCAGUUACUCUAGUUGAUGAAAUGUUUGAUUAGUAAACUUCAUGAAUACUGAUUUUAUUCUAAGGCCUGAGCCAUUAGUUUAACAGAGCACUGAAAUGAUUCUGCUGUUGCAUUACCAAAACAUUUAGAUACUUUUAGCAGGAAAACUAAUAGAUACAUAAGGGGUUUUUUGUUUUGUUUUGUUUUUUUGUUUCAACUUUAAAAUUUUAUCAUUUUAAAAUUCCUUAAUAUAAUUAGGGUACAGAUUUAAAAUGAAAUAUUUUUCUUAAAUGAUAGGAAGCAAAACGCCUGUAAUUAAAUAGCAUUGACAUUCUGAUAUGAGCUUAUCAUAGUACCAUUCUAACAUGAGCUUGAGGUCCUCACCAAAGUCUUGAUGAAACAUACUUUUUAAAGACAUAAUUUUUUAAAACCCCACUUGGUUCAAAGACAUUGUCCAGAGCUCCAGCUUUGGACUUUUACCUGUAGUCAGUCAAACAAUUAUCUGGGGUUAUGCUUGUUAAGUCAGUAUUUUAAAAAUGAAACACCCUGAUUUUGUUCACUUUUGUUUUUAUAUAAAAGAAUCUUUACAGUCAACAUGUACUUCUAGAUGCUGUAUUGAAAUUGCUGGCAGAGUUUAUUCUAUACAAAAUGAACAAUCUGGCCCCUUGUUUUAUUUGUAAAGGUUCAAUGUAUCUAUGCCUGCCUACCUCAAUCUGCAAGGGAGUGUCAGAAAGGCCCCGCAUUCGCCAAGCCGUGAGUUAUCGCUAACUUUUCAGAUGUGUUAAUGAAUGUGGAACAAAAGCAGUUGUGUUUAAAAGGAAAAAGGACCAUCAAAAUAACUUUCAUUAUAGUAGCAGGCGUAAACACUAAACUGAAUAUUCCAAAUUGUGUCAAAAAUAACCUACUAGAGACGAGCUUCUAGAAAACCUAUUGUUGAACUGCUCUGAAGCCAUCGUUUUAACUAUAAAUUACUGUUGUUAAAAUUUUAUAUACCCUGGUUGCAAAUUAGAAUGUUUUGAAAAUAUCUUUAACCAAGUUAAAACAAUUUGAACAAAAUCUUACCCCAUCUAAAAAUGAUAGUAUUUAGUUGAAUUUAAGUUAAGCUCUUUAGUAUAUGACCAUAUAAAGGGGUAAAAUUUUAAUCUUUUUUGUUACUUACAUGUGAAAAUACAGAAACUAAAUGAUUGAAUCACAUCCUACACGAAGGUUUUUGGAGUGCUCCAGGCAUAUCAUGUGAAGUACGGAGGUAUUUAUAUCUCUUUUGGCACCAAUAGUUCUCGCUUCAGUAUUUCACCAGUAGGUUUUCAUUCAUCAAUAGUGUAUCAGUUUAAGGCUAAAAUAAAACACCUACAUUUCUUAGGGCUUAUUCUGUAUAGAAAGGAAACAUCCUUAUGAGUUUUUUCUUUUGUCUUUCCGAAGAGAUUCUAAGCAAAAAAAUUGUAACUAACAUCUGUAUUUUGUUAUUGGAGCUAGUUACCUUUCUUUUUCUUAGAUUCUUUAACGUUUUGAGUAGAUAGCCAUAUUUGAUAAGCAGGUUGGAUGCUUCUUUUGCUUAGGAGGUAGGUGUAUUGUGUUAUAUGAAGACAGAAUGAAUUUAAAUAUACCCAGUUUGGCAGCAUAGAAAAGCUCAGACUACAUAAAACUUGGAGGUAUGGAACCUUUGGACGCAUUAAAGUUAACGUUUCAUUAGGCAAUGUGCCUUUGUUUGACUGGUGUGUAAGUCCUUCUUCCAGGUUUGUACGCUCUUAAACGCGUUAUUCUACCCUCUCUAACUCCUCCCAGCAGCAAAAGGGAGACACUUCAGCUGGAACAAAAUAGUGGAAGAAAUGGCGUCUGGGGUUCAGUGGGGAUUCGCAGUGUGAGAUACUACUCGUCAACGAAUCAAAUUCAGUGAUGACAGAGUAUGCAAGAGUCACCUUCUCAACUGUUGUCCUCAUGAUGUCCUUUCUGGAACUAGAAUGGAUCUUGGAGAAUGUCUGAAAGUCCAUGACCUGGCUUUAAGAGCGGAUUAUGAAAUUGCAUCCAAAGAACAAGAUUUUUUCUUUGAACUUGAUGCCAUGGAUCAUCUGCAGUCAUUCAUUGCAGAUUGUGAUCGUAGAACAGAAGUGGCCAAGAAAAGAUUAGCAGAAACUCAAGAAGAGAUUAGUGCUGAAGUAGCAGCAAAGGCAGAACGUGUUCAUGAGUUAAAUGAAGAAAUUGGUAAAUUGUUAGCUAAGGUGGAACAACUAGGAGCUGAAGGGAAUGUGGAAGAAUCCCAGAAAGUAAUGGAUGAAGUAGAGAAAGCACGGGCAAAGAAAAGAGAAGCAGAGGAAGUUUAUCGGAAUUCUAUGCCAGCUUCCAGUUUUCAACAGCAGAAACUUCGAGUCUGUGAAGUCUGCUCUGCCUAUUUAGGACUUCAUGAUAAUGACAGACGACUGGCUGAUCAUUUUGGGGGUAAACUACACCUGGGAUUUAUUGAAAUAAGAGAGAAGCUUGAAGAAUUAAAGAGAGUCGUAGCUGAGAAGCAGGAGAAAAGAAACCAGGAACGGCUGAAACGAAGAGAAGAAAGAGAAAGAGAAGAAAGGGAGAAGCUGAGGAGGUCCCGAUCACACAGCAAGAAUCCGAAAAGAUCCAGGUCCAGAGAGCAUCGCAGACAUCGAUCUCGCUCCAUGUCACGUGAACGCAAGAGGAGAACUCGAUCCAAAUCUCGGGAGAAACGCCAUCGCCACAGGUCCCGCUCCAGCAGCCGUAGCCGCAGCCGUAGCCACCAGAGAAGUCGGCACAGUUCUAGAGAUAGGAGCAGAGAACGAUCCAAGAGGAGAUCCUCAAAAGAAAGAUUCAGAGACCAAGACUUAGCAUCAUGUGACAGAGACAGGAGUUCAAGAGACAGAUCACCUCGUGACAGAGAUCGGAAAGAUAAGAAGCGGUCCUAUGAGAGUGCUAAUGGCAGAUCAGAAGACAGGAGGAGCUCUGAAGAGCGCGAAGCAGGGGAGAUCUAACUAGCUGUGUACAUUUCUUCAAUCCUUAAGCUUCCUAUGGAGUUACGUACUAUUGUUUAGUUCACAGCUGUUCAGGGCGACAGUGAGCAGAUCCAGACACCAGAUCCAGCUAGGCUAGAUGUACAGUAUCUAACUUUAUCUGAACUGAACCUGUUUUCCUUGAUGAUGCCUAAAACUACAUCCAUAGUUUCUGGUGAACCUGUAAUACAGUUCUGAAAGUACAGUUUUAUAUAAUAAGAUGCUGAUCUCUUUAUUCUUUCAAGUAAGAGUGAUAGUGAACAAAUUGUGUUACUUGCCUUGGGAGUUUUUGAACGUUUGUAAAAUGCUGUCUUCCUAGUCCAAACAGCUGCAGCUUUGGGCAUUUUUCUUUUUAAUUCUUCUUCCUCUGACUUUGUAUCCCUUAAUACCUACACUCUCCAAUUGUAAGAGAAAGGGGGCAGGGAAGCAAUAUAGCUUCCAUUCUAAGGCUGUAUUCCUGUUAUGAAUUACUAGCUGAUUACAGUUCAGAGCAUUGAUCCUGGAAUGUGUGCCGGAGAAAUUUAAAAUACUGGGGUUUGUUUAAUGGUGCCUAUUUAGAGUUGGAAGUUGAACAGCUGUUGCAUUACAUACUUUUGCUUUUUUAUUGAAAUUUUGAAAUCAAACUUGUCUUGAUUUUUCUGUUCUGUUGAAUUGCUAUGUUCAGGAUGUUCUUGGGGGGUGGGGGCAGGGACUCUUUUCAUAAUAAGCACUUGUUUUAUUUUGUGUGUGUGGAGUAUAAAGGCUACACCCUUAUUGUAAAAAAUAAUAAUAAAAUGAAAAACAAUCACCACCACCAUUAUUAAACUGUAACUUGUCUAGUAAAUUGUCACUAGAACUAUUUGCUGUGGGCAUUUCCUCUAUUCUGUUACAUCAUUAACAGUGCCUUACUGUGCAAGGCACCAAAGGACAUAAAUAUGUACUUGCAAAGAUUCCAGAUGAGCUGUUCACGUGGGCCCCUUGCUGACUAUAUUCCAGCCACUUAAGGGUUGUUUGUAAUGACCAUUAGAGAGAAGGACUGGACCUGCAGAAGAAACCGGGGUGUUUUUAUUCUCAUUCAACAAACCCAAAUAAAAACAGUAUAUGUAACCAACAUAAUGAGACUAAGUUUCUGCAUUGAAGAGGUGUAUAUCUACUAGUAACUUAAACUGUACUUGGCAGGUAUCACUUGUGAUUCUAGAAAUUCUGAGGAAGAAAAAUUCCUUAAGUAAUGAAAUUAGUAUCUGUGGGUAAGGUCACCUUUCAAGAACUGUUAAUGUCCUUCGUCCCCAAGUUUGACAGAUUUGAUGUCACAGGCAUGUGGGCCUGUGUGAAGGUGGUGAGAGAAUGGGAAACUAAGGCCAUUCUAAGUGAUACCAGAUUACAUUAAAAAAAAAAAAAAACCCUCAUCAAGUUCCCAAUUUACCAAGCUAUGCCUCAUUAACUGAGGGUUUUCUGCUGGAUUUGGUUCCACACAUGCAAUUUAUAUGACAUUUAAUCUGAGAGACCCAUCUGCCUCAGUGGCCCGUUUCCCUUCUUUUAUUUUUGGUUGCUGAGAAAUGUUUUGUAUCUGCUUUGUUCCUGGUAGUCUGUGCUGUUCUAAAUCCUUACAAGCACUUCGGAUUUCAUACAUUGGGGUUUGGAGUAAAAUCAAAAGGACUAACUGGUUGGUUUGAGGAAGAAUGUCUGGGACCUGGCCCGUUAUAAUAGUGUAUCUGGACUUAGAUUUUGAACUCUAAAGCAUAUAUACAGUUGGAAUGGAACACUUGUAGAAGUAACACAGGUCUGUGUAUCAGUGGUUACUGCAGUUGUGGUUUCUAGGUGGUACAGGCUGCCCCAGCACGAACAGGGCAUGAAGUGCACCGUCACUGCGGGGCUGCAUGCCACACUGGACCACUUCAACUGCAUGGCUCUUUACAUGAUUGAUGCCACUGAAUUAGAAUAAAAUCUCAAAUCUUAAUAUCACUAUCUCAUACAGUUUUUGGUCUUUCUGUGCUGGUGACUGGUAGAAAGCAGAACUAAGUAUGUCGUAUUUGCAAAAAACUUCUGUUCCUCUGGGGAAUGUUUUGCUAGGUUUUUACCUUCAGUAAGGUUUCCUUCAUUUUGCUGUCAUCAAGUAUUACCCUAAAGCUCCUUUGCUGAGCUUAUCAACACCAACUAAAACUAAGGAAAAAAGCCUCCUUUAAUAGGUACGUUUUAAAAUUUAUUUUAUUUUAUUUUAUUUUUGAGAUGGAGUUUCACUCUUGUUGCCCAGGCUGGAGUGCAAUGGUGCAAUCUCAGCUCACUGCAACCUCUGCCUCCUGGGUUCAAGCAGUUCUCCUGCCUCAGCCUCCCAAGUAGCUAGGAUUACAGACGUGCACCACCACGCCUGGCUAAUUUUUGUAUUUUUAGUAGAGACAGGGUUUCACCAUGUUGCCCAGGCUGGUCUCAAACUCCUGGCCUCAGGUGAUCUGCCCACCUCGGCCUCCCAAAGUGCUGGGAGUAUAAGGCAUGAGCAACCCUCCCCACCCUACCCCUGCCAGGCUUGUUUUUUAAACAAAGACUUUACCUGUGAUUAUUAGACCUAAAACCAAUAUACCUUUAUCUUUUCCAAGUUCCCUCUUUCCCCUCCAUGUUACAUUUUAAGAAUCUAUUUUUAGUGAUAACUUUCAACAUUGGCCUUUUGAGCCAUCACCAAGUAUGCAUUACAAUUUCCACGAACACUUUUGCCAUUUGAUGUAGUAAAUUCUUUCAAAAUGGUUUUUAGGUAAUGAUUAUGUAUAUCAUUUAAGUUUUUUCAAAUAAAUGCUGGUUAUAAUUGUUAAA